Messenger RNA from Aspergillus tubingensis, 315 nucleotides. RefSeq names its product RTA1 domain protein. The transcript has 2 exons. Bases 1 to 315 code for a protein of 104 amino acids. Lineage: Eukaryota; Fungi; Ascomycota; Eurotiomycetes; Eurotiales; Aspergillaceae. The record is from RefSeq and is a predicted model, not a curated record.
AUGGGAAACGCGGCCGAUUCCGGGGAUCCGCCAGAAGGAGGCACGUGGCAUGAAUGGGGAGGGGAAUGGGAUCCAGGCCCAUUUGGGAUCAUGGCUAAUUUGGCUGGAGCUGUCACCGGUCGGCAAACCGGUCGGAUGAACGAGUCAGAUCGGCUUCGCAAGCUUCUAGAGAACCUUCGAUUUCUCCAGUGGGGAAAGGCCUCCGUCUGGCCACCAGCCCUAACAAAGAACGCCGAGGGAAAGAAGGCGGAAAAGUGGAAAACCUUGAGAAUGGGGAAUCUGGAAUCCGCCACCGCGACGCUGCAUAAGGUUUAG